UUUGCCAUCGAAGCGUACGGGGGAAACGUCAAGAUAGUCUUGGCUUUGAUCAGUGUAGACGUCGUCUUGUUGCCGGAUGACGGAGGCCUAGAAGGGCAAAAGGAUUCUAGUUUCUAGCCUAGAGUUUCCCGUCUGGUGAUUGUCGUAACCGAUCUGUCUAUGCUUAGCCUAUUCUGUCUUGAACCAUCCGCUAUCAUCUCUUGAGCUUUGUACAUGUGCUCUGGAUGAGAUAUUUACGACCUGGCCGGCUAUGUCGGACGAUCUGGGGCCAUACAGUGCGGCAAAUCAAGAUCGGGCCGUGGUCACCUCGGAGUGGCUGCCGAAAAAGCUAUGGGACGAGUGAUGAAGAAAAAUGACCGCGCUUACUGCCCUGAGCGCAGUAAAGAGUCGUAGGAUUAGCAGGAAAGAGGAACACGGCCCCUUCCUUGUACGCUUUGCAAUCUCGAGAAUUAGUAACACUUGCAAGUGUUCAGUAAGACGUGGAUGCGAGAAGCACGAUACUGCCGAGAUCCGGCCCCAAGGUUACAGCCGCUACCCUUCGGGUGAUUGCGUAGUUGAUGGAGAGCCCCCCAUAACUAAACUCUGCAAAGAAGCCUUCUCUCGAUCGUCAUGGUCUCAAAAUGGGUGUCCACCCAUUGCCAAGUCGGAAGACGGAUGUCGAAAAUGGGCAGCAGGCUGUGAGCUGUCAUCACCCCGUGCGAAAUGGCAUAGUUUGCCCAGGGCGUGUGGAAAAAUGCAACUCAGCAUCGGACGAGAGUCGCAUUCGGUGAUCACGCCAGUUCCACUGCUACAGAAGCUCACGAUCCGUCAUAAUACGUAG
Pyricularia oryzae 70-15 is the source of this 820-nucleotide messenger RNA. RefSeq lists its product as uncharacterized. Bases 353 to 820 code for a protein of 155 amino acids. Lineage: Eukaryota; Fungi; Ascomycota; Sordariomycetes; Magnaporthales; Pyriculariaceae. The transcript has 5 exons. The record is from RefSeq and is a predicted model, not a curated record.